AUGAGUAAGUCCCUCGUAGUGCUUUUCUUCUUUACGGGAUUUCUCCUCCGUGUUGGGCUGAUAAUGUAUGGGAUGUAUCAAGACAAAGUUAUGAACCUACGAUACACAGAUAUAGAUUACGACGUAUAUAAUGACGCAUCCCGGUAUAUAGUGGACGGGGAAUCACCAUAUAGAAGAGCUACAUACCGAUAUACCCCACUCUUGGCUGAGAUGUUAAUACCCGACGUGACACUGAAUGAAGAGUUUGGGAAGAUCCUCUUCUGUGUUUUUGAUGUUGUUAUUGGGGCAUUACAAUAUCAAAUGCUGAGACAAACAUUAUCAGUCAUGUGGUCGUUGGUCUAUACGUCGAUUUGGAUAUUCAACCCGAUGAGUAUCGUCAUCUCGACACGUGGGAACGCAGAGGCAGUGGUCUGUCUCUUUGUUAUCUUGACGUUCUACUUUUUGUACAAGAGGAAGAUCUACCUCUGCUCAUUCUUCUUUGGUCUUGCAGUGCAUAUGAAGAUCUACCCCGUCUUAUACGCUUUUCCUAUUCUAUUUGCUUUGGACGCGUUCUUCCCAAACAAGUCUUUUUUUUCGAAAGAGCGAUUUUUGUUCCCAAUUGUAUCGUUCGGGACAUUUGCACUACUCACUGCGUUCUACUACUAUCGUUACGGCUUCCAAUUCCUUUGGGAGACGUACUUGUACCACGCAACUCGAACGGAUCAUCGACACAAUCUGUCAGUGUAUUGGUAUUACCUCUCUUUGGCAUUUGACUUCCCGAAGUCUACUGUUCGGUCACUCAUCAGUUUUUUGCCACAAAUACUCUGUCUUGUUGCUGUUGCUAUUAAGUACUGCAAGAAAGAUAUUAUCUUCUGUGGGUAUCUGAUGACGUGCAUCUUUGUCUGUUUCAAUAAAGUGUACACAAUGCAGUACUUCAUUUGGUGGUUUGUGUUACUCCCAUUUGUCGUCCCCAAAAUCGUGAAAGGAGCAUUGCAUCAUAUUGUGUUGACCAUAACAGUAAUAGCAAUGUAUGUCGCUUCAUAUGGAGUGUGGCUUUAUUACGGUUAUCAGCUUGAAUUUAUGGGGGAAAAUUCGAUGUUUGAAAUCUACUGCGCGGGGUUGUUUGUCUUCGUGAUGAAUAUUUUGCUCAUAUGUUGGCAUGUAUACGUUUACACCCUUUCCGAGAAACUUGAAACCACAGAGAAGCCAAAAACACACUAA
Messenger RNA from Entamoeba invadens IP1, 1200 nucleotides. Its product is annotated as GPI mannosyltransferase, putative. NCBI's taxonomy places the organism in Eukaryota, Evosea, Mastigamoebida, Endamoebidae. Gene Ontology annotation, biological process: GPI anchor biosynthetic process. The transcript has a single exon. Gene Ontology annotation, cellular component: membrane; glycosylphosphatidylinositol-mannosyltransferase I complex. Gene Ontology annotation, molecular function: GPI mannosyltransferase activity; alpha-1,4-mannosyltransferase activity. The coding region runs from base 1 to 1200 and encodes 399 amino acids. The record is from RefSeq and is a predicted model, not a curated record.